Exophiala bonariae is the source of this 1521-nucleotide messenger RNA. RefSeq lists its product as uncharacterized. The transcript is spliced from 3 exons. The record is from RefSeq and is a predicted model, not a curated record. Gene Ontology annotation, molecular function: succinate-semialdehyde dehydrogenase (NAD+) activity. Gene Ontology annotation, biological process: GABA catabolic process. The coding region runs from base 1 to 1521 and encodes 506 amino acids. NCBI's taxonomy places the organism in Eukaryota, Fungi, Ascomycota, Eurotiomycetes, Chaetothyriales, Herpotrichiellaceae.
AUGUACAAUAUUCGAAGAGCAAGUAAACUGCGUCGAUUGACUGAUAGAUCCUGGAGUUCAGUCACAAGGUGUCAAAGUAAUGGUGGCAAGCGCAAUCUUCACACGGUUCCACUCAUCAUCAGUGGCAAAGAUGUAACGACGGAAGAGACCUUUACGGUAACUGGAUGUUUGAAAGGAGCCGAGAUAUCUCACUGCUCGACUGCAUCACCUCAGCAUGUUCAUGAUGCUGUUGAGUCUGCUAGCGCAGCUUUUCCAAGCUGGUCCGCGACUAAACCGUCGGAGCGACGAGAUAUAUUUCUUCGGGCAGCAGACAUCUUCGCAAAACGCAAGGAUGAAAUGGCGCAUUACAUACACGAAGAAAUUGGCGCUAGCAAGGAAUAUCAAGAAUUUAUCAUUGGUUUGGCGAUUGAAGGCUUGAAAGAUACGGCAGGAAGAAUCGCUGGAGCAGUGACGGGUGAGGUCCCCACGUCCAUCCAUAAAGGAAUGGGUGCCAUGGUCCUGAAGAGACCUUAUGGCGUUGUGCUCGGUAUAGCACCCUGGAAUGCCCCCUUCCACCUCGGGCUACGCUCUAUUACUUUUCCCUUGGCCACCGGAAAUACUGCAAUUCUAAAGGGACCAGAGUUCUCACCGCAAUGCUAUUGGGGAUUUUCAGAUGUCUUUCGUGAGGCAGGUUUACCAGAUGGCGUUCUGAACACUAUCUUCCAUCGCCCUUCAGACGCGGUCGCCGUUACGGAGCAAUUGAUUGCUCAUCCUGCCAUCAAGAAAAUUAACUUCACUGGCAGCUCAAAGGUUGGCAGCAUAAUAUCCGCUUCCGCUGGCAGGCAUUUGAAACCCGUCUUGAUGGAACUGGGAGGGAAGGCGAGCGCCAUUGUCCUUAAAGAUGCUGAUCUUGAGAACGCGGCACUGCAGUGUACAUUGGGUGCUUUCCUAAAUGCUGGUCAAAUAUGCAUGUCAACUGAGCGAAUUCUAGUUCAUUCUUCAAUAGUAGAAUCAUUCAAAUCCAUUCUCCAGGCAACCAUCAAGAAUGUUUUUGGCUCCGCAGAAGCAACUCCUGUUCUAGUAACAGCUGCAUCUGCGAAAAGGAACAGAGGGCUCGUGGACAAUGCACUUUCGCAAGGCGCACAGGCGGUCUUUGGUAACACCAACGUCACCGGAAAAUUGGAGACUAAGAUGUCUCCUGUGGUCUUGACCAAUGUCACCAAAGGCAUGGAAAUAUACGCUACCGAGUCCUUUGGCCCCAGUGUCUCACUUUACACAUUCGACACGGAGCAAGGGGCACUGGAACUGGCCAAUGACACAGAAUACGGACUAUCGGCCUCAAUCUAUACUGAAGACUUGAGAGCAGGAUUCCGUAUUGCAGAAGGCCUGGAAUCUGGGGCGGUGCACAUCAAUACCAUGAGUGUGCACGAUGAGUUCGCUUUACCUCACGGCGGAGUGAAGAAGAGUGGCUUUGGUCGAUUCAACGGAUACCAAGGACUGGAGGAGUUCUUGUACUACAAGACGGUAACGUGGCUAGAAUAA